CUGGAUGAAAUUCCCGGCCAUCGCGGGAUGCCCAGGAUAAGCCUUUAUAGUGGACCCAUCGGUGCCAUAGGCGCCUUGGUAGGUACUAUACCGCCCGUAACACCGAGACCAGUAAGGUGUUACGUACGACCCACUGGAACCCCCCUUACGUACAUUAGACUGUGGGCUGACGGCGUCGGCAUUCUAUGACCUGAGUAGGCAGGCUGAACCCCUGUUGAAAUGGCUCAUAGGUUAAUGUCUCCACCGCCCCCGUCUCGUUAAAACCUUGGCAGGCCUCGUUUAACGCUUCCUGGCCGUCCCACUAUGGUGGUUGCGUAGGCUUGGUUGAUUCAUAUCCCAACUAGCACCGAUCUGGCUCUGAACCCUGGUGCUCAUAAGGCCCAGGGUCAACCCUCGCAUGGACCUCACUCCACGGAAAGACACCCAUGGGAUCACCACGGUGACUACGUACUGCGGCCAGGAAUAACGAACUCGAGUGGAGAUUCUUUUUACCUGGACAACACCCCCCACACACCAAACACACAGAUAGAGAAGAUGACUGAGGAAGCAGUCUUUGGUAGGCGCAACGCCCUUACCAGAUCCCCACCACCGUCAGCACCUGCGAAAGCUCAGGGCUCGAGCAUGUUCAAGCCCGGCCCGGAUGGCAAAGAGAAGGAGCGACCGCACUCUGACCCAUUAGAGCUGCUAAAAAACCUGGGUACUCGGGCCAAUGAGCUGGUCAAGAGGAUGAACGACCAGCGGCAUGUGGACAACGUGAUGAAAGAUUUAGCCCUGAGAGUGGUAACCCUUCAGGCCCUGGUGGUCAACAAUUUCGAGAAGCUGCACACCAGGACAAUUGAGACCGCCACUACUGGUACCCAAACAGCUGCGAAGGCGCCGCACACCGGCUCAAAGAGGCUGCGCGAGUCGCCUCAAAUGGCUGCGGAGCCCACAAAGAGGCAGAGAGGCACAAAGCUUCAACAAGCGUCGACCCAGCUCAAACCGCCGGUGCAGUCCCAGGAUGAACUAACCCGCUCGGGUACAGUGGACCAUGGUGCCACCCCAGCCGCUAAGAAACAGCUCAAGUGGCAGCAGGUGGGCCCUAGGGUAAGGAAAAAAAGGGAGCCCCGUGAGCGCGAGCCAAGGCCAGACGCAAUAAUCAUUCAACCCCAGGGCGAGCUUAGCUAUAGCGACAUCCUCCGUAUGGUCACCAGGCGCCAGGAUGGCAAGCUUCAGGAGGUAGGGGAUAAUGUUAACAGAAUCCGGAGGACGGCAAAGGGCGAGCUGCUGCUCGAGCUCAACGGCGCGAGCAAAAGCAACACAGCUAAGCUCAAGGAGGAUAUCAGCGCGGCACUGGGACUGCAGACGGGCAUCAGGGCGGUGUCAGAAGAACUCUGCGUGGAGGUCAGGGAUCUCGACAGCCUGGUUGAGAAGGAGGACAUCGCAGCAGCGAUAGCUGCAUCGAUAGACGCCCCCAGCGUGGACACCAGCGCCAUUAAAAGCCUGAGGCCAUCGUUCGCUGGUACGCAACUGGCAGUUGUGUGCCUGCCGCCCGUGCAGGCAAGAGCCCUGCUCAUGGUGGGGAAACUUAAAGUCGGAUGGACAAGCUGUAGGAUCCGGGAGCGGACAGCUCAACGACGAUGCUACAGGUGUCUGGAGUUUGGGCAUCUAGCAAUCAGGUGCAAGAGCGCGGUGGAUCGCACCGGAUGCUGCCUCAGAUGCGGCGUGAACGGGCACAAGGCGGCAACCUGUCAAAGCGAUCCGCGGUGUUUCAUCUGCACCGCUAACAACAGCAAUGAGACGAACCAUUAUGCGGGUAGCAGGAGAUGUCCAGCAGCCAGGAGCGUGCCCAGCUUGCCGGCCCAAUAAUGAAGGCUAUGCAGCUCAACCUCAACCACUGCGCUGCGGCUCAAGACCUGCUGAGCCAAUCCAUAAGAGAAUUGGCAAUUGACCUCGCCAUCCUCAGCGAGCCAUAUCAAACUAGGGAGUCCCCUGGGUUCAUCUUGGAUGCCACCAAAAAGGCCGCGAUAUGGCUAUGCGGGGCCACGCCAUUGCAGCUUUCCCUCUCAAGCGCUGCUGCUGGGUUUGUGCGCGCCAAGGUCGGAGGUACUCUAGACAACCUAGCGGCUGAUGCUAGAGGACGUCACCCAAUAGCCAUUGGAGGGGACUUCAACGCGUGGGCUGAGGAGUGGGGAAGCGUGGCGACGAAUGCGAGAGGUAGAGCUCUGCUGGAGAUCAUUGCGCCCCUGGACAUCGCGCUCCUCAACGAGGGAAACCAGCAUACCUUCUCCAGAGCAGGAACAGGAUCGGUCAUCGACCUUGCAUUUGUCAGCAGCUCACUUUUUAAUUGAUCGGGCUGGAGCAUCAGCAACAUCUACACAGGGAGCGACCACAGGGCAAUUAUAUGGGACACAGGCCAACAGACGUGUAGCGUAGAGACAGCUGCGCCCAGAUGGAGAUGCUAUCGCGCCGAAACGCUCAAUACGGCCCUGUUCAUGGAGCUUAUGUCCAACCUCACGGCGAAUGGAAAUGCUGAAUGCAUGGCCAACCAUGUCAUGGAGCAUCUGGAGGCAGCAUGCACUGCCACCAUGGCGUAGAGGAAGCACUACGGUC
Molecule: messenger RNA, 2592 nt
Organism: Drosophila miranda
Lineage: Eukaryota; Metazoa; Arthropoda; Insecta; Diptera; Drosophilidae
Exons: 2
Coding region: 535-1848 (437 amino acids)
Molecular function (GO): nucleic acid binding; zinc ion binding
Source: RefSeq, a predicted model, not a curated record